Messenger RNA from Penicillium diatomitis, 2154 nucleotides. Its product is annotated as Hsp70 family protein. The transcript has 4 exons. NCBI's taxonomy places the organism in Eukaryota, Fungi, Ascomycota, Eurotiomycetes, Eurotiales, Aspergillaceae. Gene Ontology annotation, molecular function: ATP binding; ATP-dependent protein folding chaperone. The record is from RefSeq and is a predicted model, not a curated record. The coding region runs from base 1 to 2154 and encodes 717 amino acids.
AUGAGCUCCCGAUUCAGCAAGUCCCUCUUCCGUCGCGACAAGAAGCCUCAAAACAAUAACCCCCCGCCGGCACCCUCCGUCUCCUACAACCCCCUCGUCAUCAACCCCUCCAACGGCACCUCCCCAACCUCGCCUUCUCAUCGCAGCUCCUCCUCCACCAGCCUGUCCGUUGCGCACUCAACUCAACUCGCGCGGCCGCCGAGCUUUCCUUCAGCCCGACCCACCAGUCCCAUGAUUCCCGGUCAACUCGCCCAGCACCCCGCCCCGCUGAACCCCAGUGCCGCCAUGCAAUACGCCGGCCACCAACAGCAGCCGAUGAACCCGCCGCCGGGUUACAGCAUGCAACCACCACAACCACAAUCCCUCGGUCAUCCCUUACAACCCCAACUGGGCCAGCAGAUCCAGUAUCGCAACCCCGCCCUCGAUACCGACCCUGCCAAUCGCAACAAGGCUCAGCUGAUUGUGGGCAUUGACUUCGGCACCACCUUCUCCGGCGUCGCAUUUGCGUUUGCGACCAACAACGAGGCCCGCGAGGAUAUCAUCACCGAAUGGCCGGGUGCCGGUACCCAUACAAAGCAAAAAAUUCCGACCGUUCUCUACUAUGACCAGUACCAGAAAGUCGUCGGCUGGGGCCCAGAUAUCGCAGAGGCGCUUGCUCCCACCGGGUACCCCAAGCCGGGGGUGCAGAAAGUCGAAUGGUUCAAGUUGCAGUUGAUGCUGUCGGGCAACACUUACAUCGACCCCAUCAACUUGCCUCCUCUUCCUCCGGGCAAGUCAGAGAUCGAUGUCGCCGCCGAUUACCUAUUCAAGCUGCGACAGGCCAUCCGUGCCCAGCUCCAGAAGACCCUCGGAGAGGUCUUCACUCGCGAGGAGCGCAAUAUUCGCUAUUACUUGACUGUGCCGGCCAUCUGGAAUGAUGCCGGCAAAGCCGCCACCCGUGCGGCUGCCAUCCAAGCCGGCUUCCUCCGAGAUGAGAAUGACAAUCGCCUGACCUUAGUCUCGGAGCCCGAAGCGGCGGCGCUCUUCUGCGCCAAGACCGGGUUGCUCAAUCUCAAGGUCGGCGACGCCAUCUUGAUCGUGGAUUGCGGUGGCGGUACCGUUGAUCUCAUCGCGUAUGAAGUGGAGGAGGAGCAGCCGUUCAGUGUGGCCGAAUGCACGGCCGGGUCGGGAGAUUCGUGCGGAUCGACUGCCCUGAACCGUAACUUUAGCAACAUCUUGCGCGCCAAGAUUCGGAAGAUGAAGCUCCCGGAUGGAUCUCGCACGGCUGGCAAGGUAUAUGCCAAGUGCAUCAUGGAUUUCGAAAAUCGAAUCAAGGCGGAUUUCCGCAACAACGGUUCAAAAUGGGCGGUCGACGUCGGCAUUGAAGCAGAUUUCCCCGAUGCAGGCAUCGAGGAAGGGUACAUGACAUUUACCAACGAGGAGAUUCUUCAAUGUUUCGAGCCAGUGGUGAAUCGCAUUCUCGAACUGGUUCGGAACCAGAUCAUUGCCAUUCAAGCACAAAAUAAACUACUCCAAAAUGUCCUGGUUGUCGGUGGAUUUGGUGCCUCGGAGUAUCUGUUCCAGCAAAUUAAAUUGCACGUGCCGCCCCAGUAUCAGACCAAGGUCGUCCGGCCGAUGGACUCCGUCGCUGCCAUUGUCAAGGGCGCCGUGACGGCCGGUAUUACUGAACGGGUCAUCACGCAUCGUGUUGCUCGUCGGCACUACCUCAUGGCCACCCUGCAGCCCUUCAAGGAGGGAUACCAUCCCGAGCAAUACCGAGUGCCCAGUCUCGAUGGUCGUGAUCGCUGCAAAUAUACCCGGCAGAUCUUUGUUCAAAAGGGAGAGCGGGUGAAGAUUGGUGAGCCUGUCAAAGUCAGCUUUUUCCGCCAAGUGGCACCCGGCGCUACUCUCAUGUAUGAGGAUGUGUUGUACGCAUGCGACGAAGACGUCUGUCCCGAAUAUACCAAAGAUCCUCGUAUCAAGGAGGUUGUCACCCUCACCUCGGAUUUGUCACGCAAGAAUCUUGAGACGGACUUUGAGCGGAUGGAUACCCCGCAAGGUGUAUUCUACCGAGUAUACUUUGACAUCUACUUGACACUGGAUGGUAGUGAGUUCAGCGCUGAGCUGGUCUGCCAGAACGAGGUGAUGGGUCGCUGCCGUGCCAAGUUCCGUUGA